This is a messenger RNA of Cydia pomonella (codling moth), 1708 nucleotides long. RefSeq lists its product as uncharacterized. The transcript is spliced from 8 exons. The coding region runs from base 956 to 1708 and encodes 250 amino acids. The record is from RefSeq and is a predicted model, not a curated record. NCBI's taxonomy places the organism in Eukaryota, Metazoa, Arthropoda, Insecta, Lepidoptera, Tortricidae.
AAUAUAAAUUUUAAAACUCCGACUAAGUAUAGUAUCCAUUGUCAAAGUAUCUGUGCGAUGGUAGGGAGGUAGAGGUAUUUAUUUUAUAAAACUGUUGUAAAGUGUGAUCACAUGUUCAUACCUUAGAUAAUAAGUUGACUCUUAAAUUGUAUCAGUGAUUUGGUUUUACUGUCAGAUUUCAUUGAAAGUAUUUAUUAAGCUUUUUUUACGAAGUUUUCAUAUUUUUUGGACCCAUAGUUUAAAAGUUAGAGGUAAUAAGUUUUUCUUUCGGAGCGAUUAAUUCCGAAACUAGAAGUACCUAUCUUAAAUUGCAGCUUUCUAGCGCUAUCGAUCGAUCGAUCACGGAGCAAAGCCGCGGACGAACAGACGGACAUGGCGAAACUAUAAGGUAUCUAUAAGGGUUCCUAGCACGAGAGUGGCGCGACAGUAUCUCGCCCGCGACAUAGACUACCCAUCCCUCUCAAAUUAUUAAUACAGUGAGAAAAAGACGUACAAGAUGCAUUCAGCUGGACAGUGAAUGAGAUCCCUUAGAAUAUAUACACCUACGCCUCCUUUAUCUGUGGUCUGAAAGUUCCUAUUUGACAUUUGUAUAUAUGUAUUUAUCAAUACAAAUAGUCGAGAUUUUUUUCUGAUAUUUAGCAGCUUUUGCUGAUAACAUUUUAUAUUUAGAGAGUAUUUUAUACUCAAAUCUCGUCUGUACCGUAGCGUACUAGAUCCGGGAAUCUGUGAUAGGCGUCAGCUUUUAUAUAAUGGGCUGAAUUAAUGUUGUGAAAGUGAAGUGUUUGAGGCCCCUUAAAAUGGGCCUUCAUUUUCCAGACGUUGAGAAAACAAAGAAAUGGCAGAUUCGACAUGGGCUAACAGAGAACUAUACCUACUUGAUUUUCAAACCUGCACAGUGGUUGUAAUUGCUACUCUCUCAAGACUACAGAUGCUGAGAUAAAUAUAUACAACAAUCAUGUUUGUUUCUCAUAAGCUCAGCCCUGCUAAAAAGACCUUCCAGAAGCCUAACAUCUUGCGGCGAAAGACCAAGGUCACUGCUAUCAAAUCUGGGCCAUACAAGCCCAGUCCGGCACCCACGGCCACAGCGGGGCCCAAGGUUCCAGUCACAGCCAUAAUCAAUACUGCAGAGGAUUGGGGUGUAUCAAGACCCGUUAAGAGGGUGCAGUUGGAGGUGUUGGCACAAGAUGUGGCUUUCAGUCCAGGUGAUUGCCCUGCAGCUACAAGUGUGGGUACGCAGGACUUGCACACGGGCGCUGUUGUCCACGUCCAGGAGGUGAUGGUCACAGAGGACAAGGAAACUAAUGUGGAGGAGACUCUUGUUGACGAAACACAGCACAACACGGAGCAGGAGGUUGUAGAUGUAGAGGCUUUCUUGAACGGCAGCCAGACACAGUACAAAACACAUGAAACUCAAAGUAAAUUGGAAAACAGUUCAGCUCAAAAAUGGAAAAUAGAUUUAGAAAAUGAUACGGACGUGAUCAUAAUGGAACCUUACGAUGGAUUGCAAGAGUUGCCCGAGGACAAGUUGGAUGCAGACUUGCCGUCACCCGACUACGACCUCGUCACCACCCGACUUGGCAAGUUUAAGUGCGACGAGCCAGACUGCAACAAAGCGUUCCUGACCGAGCAGAAGCUGCGCCGGCACCGCGCCGUGCACAGCAAGCAGCGGCCGCCGCCGCCCGCCGCCGUCGACUGGCGCGACAUCUGA